AUGCGACUCGCUAUUUCUGUUGCCCGACCGAACCUUACAAGCUUGGGCACUUGUUUCGGUAAAUUCACGAAAAGCGGCAAGUUCAAGCUCCACAUUACCGCGUUGGACUACUUGGCGCAAUUUGCCAAAUACAAAGUUUGGAUUAAACCGAACGGUGAAAUGCCCUUUUUGUACGGGAACCAUGUUCUGAAGGCGCACCUCGGACGCAUAACGGAGGAUACACCUGAGCACCAAGGUGUUGUUGUCUUCAGCAUGAACGACACACCACUGGGAUUUGGAGUAACCGCUCGGUCCACUGUGGACACAAGAAAACUUGACCCGACAGCAAUCAUCGUCUUCCAUCAAGCUAAAUGGUCCAUGCUCGCACGUGUCUCUGCCUCGACUAUGUCUACCGCCACAACGUCCUCUACCCCAGAUCCUGCUACCCAAUGGACUUCCCUGGCAGACGCAGACCUUUCCGUUGACGAUGUGGCUAAGCUUCUUAAACCUAUCCGGGAAGACUUCUGGGUCGCCGCUGCAUGCGUAGACCGGGUCCUCGACGACUCGACUGUUCAGCAGGCUCUCCUCGACCUCGGUAUAGAGCGAACAUUGGAAGCUGCUGAACGCGUUCAAGACAUCUCAGGGAGUUCGUACUCGGGAGAAGACGAAAGAUUGGUUGAGGGCGCAGGGGAGCAAGCACGGCACGUCGCGUUAGUCUCUUACUUCGCCGACGAGCCUGCGGACGCGCAGCUCUGCCGCAUACGUGCCGUGCUCUUGGAGCGCCUCGACAGGCUCAACACUUAUGUUCAAAUCUUUCGGGAGGCCCCCGUGGAAGAAGACGAUAAAGUCGAUUCCAUCGACGAGGAGUGGGAAGACGAUCCAUGGGUGGACGAAGAUGCUCCCCCUCAGCCCAAACCGACGAAGCCCGGCAAAGCUCCCAUCCCCCUCUCCGAGUUCCUCGCUUCAGACUUGGUAGAAGUGGCAUGCUCCUUCGCAUCACAAGAACACUUUGCCGCUCUCAGUAUCCUCACAAGCCGUCAUGCACCGAUGCUUUGGCCCUACCGCUUUACAAUACUGGACUGUAUCCCAGAGUAUGCCCUGGCGUCGGACUACCAGGGUCUGCUGCCAUCGUACGACCCAUCCUCAGAGCUUGAAACACACCCAGAAUACUCUCCGUGGAGGACCGAAGCGGAUUACUGCGAGAAGCCGGAAUGCGCACGAGCCGUCAUCGAAUCACCUUCUGGUUCCCAUCCCAAUCCUGUCACAUCCUCCGAACUCUCAUCAUGGUACCUCCGUAGAACAGAGCACGUCUUGCAUUCCACCGGCAUGAUAGACGUCGCCCUCUUCCUCAUCCAGCAUGCAGCUUCUCAAGGUCUCCUCGCCUUGGACGAGAUUGGAGAGGACCUCAGCCUGAUCGCGCGCCUUGUCUACGAUGCGGCGCAAGGCAAGGACGGCGCCGCGGAGGAUUGGAGCUUAGCGAGGUGGAGGUCGAUGACACCAUCCGACGUGGUACGGGCUUAUCUCGCUCAUUCGACCGAACAACGAGUUGUCCAGGACAUCCAUAAACUGGUCAUGCCAUUCCUCUUUGUCCUGGAGGCUCGCGCGGAACGCACAAGUCAGCCGGAUACCACACUCGUGACACGUCUUCUCCACGAAUACAUCUUGAACGCACCUUUGGACAUGGUCGCCGCAAUAUUCGAAGCAUCCAAGCCGACUCUCCCACAGGCUCAACGUAUCAUCAACAAUGACGAAGACAUGGCGCGACUCGCCCUUGCCUGCCUAUAUGGCAGUGACAGCCUGGAUCAGUGGCCAACGAUGAGUCGCAUAUUCGAGUGUUUGCCCGCGUGGACCUCAGCUGGGGAUGACGAAGAAGACGAAGACGAGACAGACACCACCAUCUCUUCCCUUGGCGACUUUGUGGCUCCAUCGACGACCAGGCCUAAAGCCACCCCGUCAGAUCUACUCCUGUUCUUUAAGCCAUUGCCUAUCACAUCGUUGUCACGAGCACUGGACGUCCUGGACGUUCACUUGGAGUCAGGGGAGAUUCUCUCAAGAUGGAGCGUCCCAGCUCCACUCCGUUGGUUUCUGCGAAGCAAUUCAAGCAUCGCCGAGCAACGUUCUUGGGCGAACCGCAUGGCACGUCGAGCGAACGCGUCGAAUGACGCACUGGACACCCAAGAAGACUGGGAGUGGCUGCUCGAAGACAUGCUCAAGCUUUCCGGAGACGGCGAAAGUGGAUCAAGAAGCGCUUUUUGUCUGCUGUCGCGAGAUGAUAUCAUCCGCAUAUUCUUCAGUGGCCUCUUGAGCACGGGCAGUUUCGAUAUUGCAAAGAAGCUACUGCGUUCACGCAAGAUGGACCUGUCUCUUGAUGAUCGGGUGAUUGAAGACAUCUGCCUCACAUGCUCGCAGGAAUUUUACGAUAAUGCCACGUCAGGCAACUAUCAUUUUGGCGACAUGAAGUUGGCAUAUGACUGUCUCGGUGUGGCUGCGUCUUCGGAUCGGAUCGAGGAGGAGAAGGAGUUCAUCGAAGCCACGUCCCGGCUGUGUUCCUACAAUCUCAUGUCUCGCCCCGGCAUCCCAAUCUCACCCAUCGAGAUCCGGCUCACCAAAGAUCGCCUCUCCCUCGUCUCCCGCGUCCUGUCAAGCAAUAAUGACGCCUACAAGCACACCGAGGUCAUCCUCGACCUCAUCCGCAAGCUCGGCUUCCGCGACGACAUCGUCGCCGAAGUGAAGACCCUCGCCAUGCUAACCGAGACCGCGCUCCAGGCGGACGACUUCCCGCGUGCGUACGCGACCGCCGACACCAUGGUCAACACCGUCGUCCUCCUCCGCGGCGACCGGGCCCCAGGCGCCGCUUCCGCUCCCUCUGCGACCCCGGACCCGAUCGCGGAGGCGAGCGAGGUCUGCUGGCUCACCUGCUUCCAGCUCGGGCGCCACCCCGAAGUCCCAGACGCGGACAAGAAGCUCGCCCUCCUCGGCCGCGCGCUCGAGAUCUGUCCCGCCGAGCGCCUCCCGGACGUCCUCGCCGCCUGGCGCGCGCUCGAGGACGAGGACGUCGACGCGCGCCGUGACGCGCUGCUCGAGCGGUCGCGCACCCGCACCCGUGGGCGCGGGCGGAGGCGGGCGGGCUCUACGCUCACCCCCGCGCACGCGGUCGCGUCGCUCGCGACGCGCCUGCAGAGCAUGCAGGCGCACAUGCCGUCCCCGGACGCCGCGGCGUUCGCGGGCAAGGCGUUCAGCCGCGUCGCGGCGAACAUCCCGUUCGCGCUCGGGGGCCGCGGGCGGUCGUACCUGUCGGAGGACUCGGAGCGCUCGCGCAGCGGGAGCAGGACGCGGCUGGACGGGGCGCAGGUGUCGGAGCAGGCGUCGCGCGUGUUGCAAAAGGGUAUUGGGUGGUUGCUCGGCGCCGAAGAUGAGUAG
Epithele typhae is the source of this 3399-nucleotide messenger RNA. RefSeq names its product secretory pathway protein Sec39-domain-containing protein. Lineage: Eukaryota; Fungi; Basidiomycota; Agaricomycetes; Polyporales; Epitheliaceae. Bases 1 to 3399 code for a protein of 1132 amino acids. Gene Ontology annotation, cellular component: endoplasmic reticulum membrane; Dsl1/NZR complex. The transcript is spliced from 7 exons. The record is from RefSeq and is a predicted model, not a curated record. Gene Ontology annotation, molecular function: SNARE binding; RNA binding. Gene Ontology annotation, biological process: retrograde vesicle-mediated transport, Golgi to endoplasmic reticulum.